AUGGAAUUUCCCCCUACUGUACUGCAGCAAGUCGUAACGAUAACAGUAACAGCAGCAGCAGCAGAAGCAGCAUUCUGGUUCCUCGAACAUGAAAUCCGUCAAGCGUACCGUUGCCCGACGUCCGAUGGAAGAAUAGGCCGCGGAGCGUCGCCUCGAACCGGAAUUCCACCCCGGCCAUGUCGCAUCGCAGCCGAACAUUCAACACACACACACACACACACACACACACACACACACACACACAUACGCACGCACCGUCCGAGGCACACCGGUCGCGCACCCCAGACCACGGCACGACGUUCGUUGCCGGUACUCACAGAUCCCGCUUCUCCUGAAGCCCCUGUGCUGUGGUUGCAGUCCAGUCCUGCAGUCCUGUUCGUUUCCCGCCGCAGGAGUCCUGAAGCCGACAAUCCGAUGACCCUACAAGCUACAAUCCUGUUCGUCCUCACUGCACCACAGAGUUCCACAAAGGGGCCCUAUGCCCACCAACCCGUCGAGGUUCAGCCUCCAGAGUCCCGACAUGACGUGCUGGCAUGCGACUGCCAGUCUCUCGCUUGUCUCUGCGCCCGCGAGAUCAGAACAGACCAGAAGGGAUGCACCACCGUGCCCCGAGCCCACAGCCGAAAGACCGUCUUUGAGUGGCGGCGCACGGUAAGGUCAGCGAGACCACCAGCUCUGUUUGCCCGUCUUCAAAGUUCCAGGGCCCCCCCUCCCCUACUUCCGCUGCCGGACCGCACUGCAAACGAGCUUGGCACGGGUCGGAAGAGCAGUAUCCUCUUCAUUGACCAAGGAACGUACCUCAUCACUGGGGAGGGGGUCCGGUCUGGUCUCAUGCUCAUGUGUACAUGGUGGGCGCUGCGAGACAGCCACUCCCACCGCAUCGGUGCGCCUCUCCCGACUGCGCCGCUCGCACAUGCUGUCAUCAUGCCUCUUGCGACGACACACGGGACACAGCACAAGACCGCCCUGCGCUCCAAGCUCCGCGCAGAGAAAGCCCUGCCGGCGAUCGAUUGA
Molecule: messenger RNA, 1014 nt
Organism: Colletotrichum higginsianum IMI 349063
Lineage: Eukaryota; Fungi; Ascomycota; Sordariomycetes; Glomerellales; Glomerellaceae
Exons: 4
Coding region: 1-1014 (337 amino acids)
Source: RefSeq, a predicted model, not a curated record